AUGGUCAAGGGGCUGACGAAGCGGACCACCGCGCUUGUGAUGAGGGACAUCUUUAUGAAUAUGGUUAUCAAAAUAUUCAAAAAGGUGCCCUACACAAGCCUGGUUGAGGACCUGGCGGGGCAGAUCCGCCAUAUCUCCCAUAACACGAUGCGCAUCCCACCCCUGUCGUUCUGUAAGAGUGUCCAGGUCAAGGACGCCAAGCACUACAAGAUCAGGCCACUCUCCGAGAACCCCGUGCUGCUGACCAAGCGGCUGCGUGAUCUCGAUCUACCCGAGUCGACUACGGAGGAGUGCGAGGCUUACAAGCGUACGUGCCUGCCGGGACACAUCCUGGCGAGUGUCAAGAUGAUGGAGCGGGGGCAACAGAUCAGAGCUGGUGACCGUAUCGCAGUUCUUGUAGUCCGUGGGGCUCCCAAGCAGCGCCAGCAGGACCGGAUUGUGGACCUUGACUAUUUCCAGGAGUCCAGAAAAAAUCCCGAGCUGCCACAGUUUUCAAUUGACACGGACUACUACAUCAAUUCCAUUGUCAACCCGCUGGCCGACAUCUUUUCCACUGUGUACAAGGUGGACAAGGCCAUGGUCAAGGAGGUGUCUAUCAAGCGGGGCACAUGUCCAACACUACACAAGACUCCGGAGGACAAGGCGAACGCCGUAGUGGGCAAGGACGGGCGGACCAGAGUGCUGACCCAGUCGACGCUCCAGUUUUAG
Messenger RNA from Sphaeroforma arctica JP610, 708 nucleotides. RefSeq lists its product as hypothetical. Gene Ontology annotation, molecular function: nucleotide binding; DNA binding. Lineage: Eukaryota; Ichthyosporea; Ichthyophonida. The transcript has a single exon. The record is from RefSeq and is a predicted model, not a curated record. The coding region runs from base 1 to 708 and encodes 235 amino acids.